Molecule: messenger RNA, 1599 nt
Organism: Prorocentrum cordatum
Lineage: Eukaryota; Dinophyceae; Prorocentrales; Prorocentraceae
Source: the annotation of a GenBank genome assembly
UUUUUGUCGACACCGUUUUCUGUCAUUUGGGGAGCCUCUAGCUCUCUCGUCGCUCUAGAUCCGGGUCCAAUGCAGCAUAAUAAUGCCCCGAGGCCGCAGUUCAAGGCCACGGCGAACGGAGGGGCGGAUGGAAAAAAGUUACCGCGGCAGCUGGCGGUCCUGACUCUCAGCACUGGGGCGCGCACCUACAGGGAGGGCGCUCGAGACGAGAGACCCACUGUCACCCUGCUGCCCAGGUCGUAGAUACUAGAGCGCCCAGAGCCUGCGGCGCCAGGGCAUCAUCAAAGUAGGACGCCUCGCCACUGCCUGACGUCCUUCUCCCACGCACUCGCCACCGCUCGGCCGUCCAUGCCCCGUGCUCGCUCCUACCGAGCAAAAGGCCGCCGGCUCGGCCCGCGCGUCGCUGCCGCGUCCGGGGAUGGACCCGGGGGGCCGCUCGAGCCUCCGACGACGGCGGCGCCUCUCGGAAGGGCCGCGCCAGAAAAACGGCGGCGGGAGCGUGCAGGGGGGAGGGGGGGGGGAGCGCGGCCUGCAGGAGCGAACACCGCGGGCGGGCACUCGGGGGCACCGCUCGGGAAGAAGGCUCGCACCGGGAGGCCAGCAUCCGCGCGCAGGUCGCACGGGCUCAGAAAGAGGCGGGGAGGGGUGCACGGCUUCCCCCGUGGCCGCGGAGGAGGAGGAGGAGGAGGCGGACGCGAUGGACGAGGAGGAGAAGGAGGAGGAGGAGGAGGACGGGUCGCCUAAGCCAUUCGGAGAAACCCUCCAGGGAGGGGACUGGAACGUGAGGACAUCAAAACAGACGCGCUUUGCCGAUUGGAGCCCGAGGCUGGAGGCGCCCACCUCAGUCGGAGCAUGACGCUCGAAGCGAGACGUUGAGUUGAUGAGGAACGAGCGCCACUAGCUAAUUGAGAGGGGGGCCAUCAUGUGAUUAACUCCCAUACCAGGCUGGCAGGAGGGCUCCGAGAGGAGGCAAAGGAGCAAAACUCCAGCAGUCGACGGGGAUGUCCCGGACUGGGCUGGCGGGAAUGCCCCCAGGGGGAGGCAACAGGGGUAAAACUCGUGCAGUGAGGCAGCGGCGCGAGAAGAAGAUCAGGAAGGCAGGAUAAGGAACUGGAGGGCGGGGGGGGGACAGGUGAUCGAGGGAGGGGAGGUGGAGGGGGCUGAGGCGAAAGAAUACGAGGCAAGGGGUUAAAGCACAAACCAGUCCCUACGUCUCUGGGCAGGUUCAAAGAAGGCCCCGAUUUGGGCUGCAAAGCCUCUCCUCGGAGACGCGACCGCAGAAGGAGACGAGUACAGGCAAGGUCAGAAUCUCAAGGGAACGCAGACGCUCCGCGACGCGGCCAAGUACCGCGAGAUGGGCCAUCAUCUGGGCCGUGCGCAAUUGCCGCAAAGGGGGCGGGCAAAUGUCGCAGUGGCACCCUGAAGCCGGCGCGCCUGCGCGCGGAUGCCCCGCAGGGCGUCCUGGCGGCACGUGGACCUCCAGCCGCUCAGAGCGUGGGCACCACUGGCCGAGCUGCCCCGCGCAGCACCGCCGCGGCGGCAGGCAACUUCCUGCGAGCCGGACACCGACACGCAGACCCGGGCGCGCGGGCACCACGC